Pelagomonas calceolata is the source of this 1055-nucleotide messenger RNA. The record is from the annotation of a GenBank genome assembly. Lineage: Eukaryota; Pelagophyceae; Pelagomonadales; Pelagomonadaceae.
CGCGCGCGAGCGCCGGGAGCGGUCGGCGCUCUCGGCCGACGCCGAGCAGGCGCGCCGCGUCCAGGACCUGCGCACGGCGCGGCGGCGCGCGGCCGCGCACGACGCCGAGCGCGACCACAAGUUCCGCACCAUCAAGCAGCGCAUCGGGGACAUGCGGACGCGGCUCCGAAAGGCGCUUGCCUGCGUGGAAAUCGAAGUUUUACGGCGCGUUCGUGCUGAAUCGUCGCGUCGUCCUCCACUCCACCGACGCGGCGCCUGCUCGAUAGCGUGAGAGUGCCGGUUCCUCGCCGCUCGACGGAGCCAGCCCGAGAAUAGCACCCGACGCAAUGGUUGAUUUCCACACAGGCGGACGCGCUCGUCGAGAUGGGGAACGCCGCGGCUUCGGAAGGCGGCUUCUCCGGGAGGCGGCGCCGGACGACGGGCACGGACGCCGUCGUCGCGGCCGUGAAGCACGCGGUGCCGCCCCGCCGGCGCGACGCCGUCCUGAAGCGGCUGCUGGCCGACGCGCGGCGCGCCUUCGCGGCGCGCAGCGGCGGCGUCGCGCUCGAACGGGCCAAGGCGGAGCUGCACGGCGUCGGCGAGGCGCGGAGCGUCGUCAGGGGCAGCGGCCGGGGCGCGAUCCCCCGGUCGAAGCUCGUGCCCGUGCUCCCGCUCUACUCGCAGGCGUGGCGGGUCCACGCGCCGCGGAGCCCGAAGAAGCCGUGGGCCGCGCCGUCGCCGCUCCCCUCGCCCGCCUGGACGGCGGUUUCCGCGGCGGGCCGCGCGGCGGACGGGCCCCUGACGCCGUCCGGCCAGCGCGUCUGGACCAUGGUCGCGGGCAAGCAGUCCCGGCGGGCGGCCGCCGCGGGCCGUCGCGCGUCGCUGGCCGAGCGCGUCCAGGCGCUCUACCGGCGCGAGGUCGACCGCGCGCAGCGGCGCAAGACGGCGGCGCGCGACGCGCGUCUCGUGCGGCGCGGCGUCCUCUCGCCCUCGGCGGCCGCGAAGCCGCCGCCGUCGACGUGUCGGACGCGGCGGUCCGUGUCGUUCUCCCGCGACCUGCUUGUCGAGGAGGGGUA